Molecule: messenger RNA, 1043 nt
Organism: Daphnia pulex (common water flea)
Lineage: Eukaryota; Metazoa; Arthropoda; Branchiopoda; Diplostraca; Daphniidae
Gene: BCL7-like
Product: B-cell CLL/lymphoma 7 protein family member A-like
Exons: 3
Coding region: 506-952 (148 amino acids)
Source: RefSeq, a predicted model, not a curated record
UAUUUUUAUUGGGUUUCAAGCGAUGGCAUUUCACCUAGCUAGUUUGAGGUAAGAAAUCUGCACUAAAGUUGGUAGUUCAGGGGAUCAUUAUUGAUUUGCACGGUGGACAAGUUUUGUUUUGAAUUUGCGAAGCGUUUUGUCCUUCUCCGGUCGCCAUGGUAACUAGACGCCACAUCAUGAAUACUGAAUUAUUGCAUUGUUUGAUUUAUGUUGGCGAAUCAAGAAUGCAAUCUCUACAGCACAAUUCUAUCGAAGAUUUUUUUAAAUUCGAUAUAGAAUUGAUUUUCUUGACGUAUUUUUGAGAAAAAAGAUAAAACGGAAUAGAAACCUUUUAAAGGAAUCUGGCAACGUCAACGCGGACGCUGUAGUCCAUUUUGACAUUUUCCUUCGCUCCAUUCAUUCGCUCUGUCUGUGCGCUUACUUCACAUAGUUUUGUUGUGUCAAAGUACUAUUUAUGUUUUUCAACUUUAAACAAAUCGUGUGAAUUCCUGGGAUACAACUGAAAAUGUCUCGGUCAGUUAGGGCAGAAACACGUAGCAGAGCUAAAGAUGACAUCAAACGAGUCAUGCAAGUCGUGGACAAAGUCCGGCAUUGGGAGAAGAAAUGGGUUACAAUCGGAGACACUACAAUGAAAAUUUUCAAAUGGGUUCCAGUUUCUCAAAUAGAAAUGGUGGUAAACAUUCACGAUAAUUGUUCUAGACUGUUUUUGGCUAACCAGGUGUGUAAUAUUCAACAGAAAAAGAAGGGAAAAGAUUCGAAAAUGAACAAAGAAAACGACACCUCCAAAAAAGAGACAUCUUUUAUCAGUUUCAGUGGAGAAGAUUCAAACACAAGUUUUUCCCUGACAAGUGAAUCUCAAGGUCCACUUGACUUUGCAUCCACACAGCUCAUGGCGUCAGAAGACUCCAAUUCUUUGUAUGAACCCGGAGUGAAGAGAUUAAAAAUGGAAUGACCAAGUAUGUCUUGAUUAAUUUUAUGCUAAAUGUCAAAAAUGUGUGCAAAAUUUCAUAAUGGAUACUCUUAAUAAAUAGUUUUUUAACAAA